AUGGGCUGUGAGUUCAAGACCGCGGCCCUCCAGUAUCCCCCUUACAUAAAGUAUAUGCAGCAGAAGGAGACAAAGAGUCCUCGCCUGCAGCUUCUGGAUUCACUUGACUAUCGUAUACUCACAGAGGUCGCUCAGCAUUUCAACUAUACCUAUACCCUCCAAGAGCCCUCGGACGGCCAGUGGGGAAUGCCCUUGGCUAAUGGCAGUUGGACAGGCAUCAUACGGACCCUCCAACGCCAGGAGGCCGACUUCUCCCUCGCCCUAACGUCUACCUUUGCCAGGUCGCGUGUGGUCGACUUCUCGAGAGUUUACAUGGGGGAACCGCUGAUCAUUAUCUCGGCCAAGGCACGCCCUCUUCCCAACUACCUGUCACUCAUUAGUCCUUUCUCUGAAACGGUCUGGGCGACGCUCUCCGUCAGCAUCGUCGCCUCCAGUCUGACUCUGUGGCUCCUCCAGAAGGCGUGGGCUUAUGGCACCGGCGGCUCUGAUCUACGGCUGAGCUCCGCCCUCCUGUACAGCUGGGGCACCCUGAUGGAGGACUCGCCCGCCGCGACGCCGCCCAACUCCUCCGGCCGCAUCUUGGUACUGACGUGGCUCACCUACUGUCUAGUCAUGACGACGGCCUACCGCUCUUCCCUCGUGGCCCACCUCACCGUCCAGGGAAAGACGGCAGAGAUAAAUUCCUUCGAAGAUCUCUUGUCACACAGCGGGUGGUCCUGGGGCAUGCACUCUAACGCAGGGGCGACGGAAACUUACAUGAAAUCCAAGCCAAACCCUGUGAUCGAAAAGCUGGAAAAGAGAAUGCAGUUUCUUACAGCAGAUGAGAAUGUUGCGCUUGCAUUAAAAGGAAGUCAUGGAUACAUAUCCUCGAAGUACAGCCUUUUAGCCGAUAUUGCUAUAGAAUACACAGACAGCCUCCGUAUCAGCAACACAGAAUACAAUCCUUUUCCUGGAGUUGCAUGGGCAUUCAGAAAAGGCAUUCCCUUAAGGAAGGACGUGAUCAGACUGACGCAGAGACUAAUGGAAGCCGGUUUGAUUGAUCGCUGGAUGGAGGAGGUGCUCAGGUCAUCGGGCUCCGGAAAAGUCGCACAGCGAAGGCAGCCAGAAGACAGCCACGUGGUUCUCCGAACGGAGCACCUUCUGAGCGCCUUCAUCCUGCUCUUUUUGGGUCAUACUAUGGCCGGCCUCGCUUUCUUUUUUGAGACGGUGACAACUGUAGAUGAGUGUGGUUGCUCCUCGGAGCAACCACACUCACAAUAA
Penaeus indicus is the source of this 1260-nucleotide messenger RNA. RefSeq names its product glutamate receptor 1-like. Gene Ontology annotation, cellular component: membrane. Lineage: Eukaryota; Metazoa; Arthropoda; Malacostraca; Decapoda; Penaeidae. The record is from RefSeq and is a predicted model, not a curated record. The transcript has 8 exons. Gene Ontology annotation, molecular function: ligand-gated monoatomic ion channel activity. The coding region runs from base 1 to 1260 and encodes 419 amino acids.